UAGUGUGUUAACAUAAAAUGCAAUAUACAAACAAAACAAGAAGGAAUGGGCUUUUCAGUUUAAGGAAAAGAGUCUAAGUUUCAACUAAUCCUUUGGUUGCUUGAAAAAAUAAAGUAUCUGAGUGACAAAUGUUGAUGCAAGUUUCCUAUAACUUAAAACAGCUGUUCACCUUGAGAAGAGAAUGGGCUUUUCUGUCCAAGGAAAAGAGUUCAACUGUACCUCAAAAGUAAUGCCUUAAACAGAAUUCCAUAUCACAAGAUUUUCAUUUUCUAGCUCUAGAAAUGGUUGAGAAUGUCAUUCUAUAACACAUGAAUAGUAACUUCAGUUCUUCUAAAAAAGGAGAUGUGACAUACAUGACACAUGACAUGUUACUUAUUAGGAAAUAGAGAUGCGAUACGUGUUUCACUAAUGAACUCCUGAAAUACAACGAUUCACAUACAGAGUAAUCCGUAUAUCUUGUGUUCAUCCUAAUUGUAGGGACUAUUUAUGGAAUUUAUUCAAAACUCAAAUAAAGUAAAGAAGAGAACAAUUUCAACCAUAUUUUUAUAGUUUACAUUUCAAGAUGUGAGCAAUAACAUCUCAAAAUAGACCAUCAAUGGUAUUUUAGAUGCCUAGCUAAAAUAUAGCUUAUCGCUCGGAGUUGAUAAAUGCUACAACAUCAUCUUUAAACUCUAAUCUUUAUUUUUUAGCUUUCCGGUUGGCAGUUGGAUACCGCUCGGAGUUGACCAAAUAUAGUUUUUUCCAAGUGUUCUUAGGUUCUUCAUUGUUUCAAGCCAAUAUGAAAGAAGGGUGUCCCAAACGACCUCCCAAUGACAUAGUUGACGAUUUGGAACCUUUGUGCAUGGAACCUAAGGUUGGAAUGGCGUUUCACAAUUAUGAUUCACUAUACCGAUUCUAGUACCUUAGUUAUGUUUGUCAAGCCGGGUUUCCUAUUAGAAAAAGAAGCUCAAGAGAAGCAAGUGAUGGGUUGAGGCGUAGUGUGACAAUGACAUGUGGUAGCGAAUGUCAAAGGCGGAGGUGCUCUUAGAAUAGUCUAAAGCCUCAACCACCGGCCCGAAGCCUUGAGGUACUAUGUGGGCCGUUGGCAAGAGUAGGCCGUUGUAGGGGCUUGAUUUGGGCCCUAGCCAAUACUCAGAAUGAGAACUGGAUCUUAUAAAAAAAGGAAAGUCUAACUAUGAUAAUCAAUGUGUGUGUGUGUGAAAUAAAAAAGGAAAGUCUAAUUAUGAUAAUUAAAAUGUUCUUACACCAAAGGUAUACACUAACAUUUUGAUGGUUCACACUACAUAAAGUGUUGGUAUGUUAACUUAAAAUUUACACUGACACAAAGUGUUGGUGCGUUAAAAAAAAUUAAUAUUAUACCAACACAAAAUGUUGGUGCACACUUGCGGUGUACAAGUGGAGUACAAAUUCUUAGGGUCAAAAUGUCCUCUUCCCUAGUUCGAAGCCACCUCCGCCGCCUCUGUACCGCCGCCGCCGCCACCAAACUUGCCGGGAAGCUGUCCAUCUCAAAAGCAAAAAACAAGCUUAAACACGAACGUGAUCCGGACGUGGCAGUGCAGAUAUACAAAUCCUUCACUUCUUCAAAUCACCUUUCGACUUCCCACGCCUCCGUCCGAUACGCUCAAGAAUCCACCGUCCGCCGCCUCGCGAAGUUCCACCGGUUUUCCGACAUCGAGUGUUUCCUCGAGUCGCACAAAUCCGAUCCCCAGAUCAAACAGGAACCAUUCCUCUCCUCCCUCAUCCGGUGCUAUGGGCUUGCGGGAAUGCUCGCGAAUGCACACAAACUGUUCGAUGAAAUGUCUGAGCUGGGCACUCCACGCACUUCCCUCUCUUUCAAUGCCCUGCUCAAUGCUUGUAUAUCUUCCAAGCUAUCGGAACGUGUCCCGGAGUACUUCAAGGAGAUCCCAGCUAAAUACAAGGUUUCUCCUGAUAAAUUUUCGUACGGGAUAUUGAUCAAGGCUUAUUGCGAGAUGGGUUCGCUAGAAAUGGCUAUGAAAAAGUUAAGGGAGAUGGAGGAGAAGGGCAUUGAGGUUACGCCAAUCGCUUGUACCACGAUUUUACACGGGCUGUACAAGAAACAGAGGAACGACGAGGCAGAGAAGUUCUGGAAUGAGGUGAUGAAGAAAAAUGGCAGCUUUGCUGAUGUUGGGGCGUAUAACGUGAGGCUAAUGCACAUUCAUGAAGGAGAUGUGGAGAUGGUUGAGGCAUUGAUUGAAGAAAUGCUUGAUGCCGGUGUCAAACCAGAUGCCAUUAGUUACAACUACUUGAUCACUUGCUACUGUAAGAAAGGGAUGAUGGACGAGGCAAAGAAGGUGUACGAUGCAUUGGGGUCUAAGCGAUGCACUCCAAACACGGCUAUUUUCAAGACUUUGUUGUUUUACUUGUGCAAACAAGGGCGGUACGCGACAGGAUAUAAGGUGUUCAAGACCAGUGUGAAGUUGCACAAGAUCCCGGACAUUGAUACGCUGAAGUGUUUGGUGGAAGGGCUGGCAAAGGAUGGUCGCAAAGUUGAGGUGAAAGCAAUGACCAGAACAUUGAAUAAGAAGUUGUCUCCUUCUCUUUUGAAGGACUGGGGGAAGUUCAUUGAGGAUCUUGGCUUUGCACCUAUGAAACCCAAGGAGUUUGAUUCUGGUGCCAAAGAAGCAGCCGCUAGGCCCUGAGCACUAUUUGGGGGAAUACAAGGAUAUAGGGCUUGUUUGGGUAGCGGUAGAGAUUAGCGUUAGCGUUUUGGAUAAAAUUUUAAUGGUGCAGAUUACUUUGAAAAUGCUGACGCUAAACGCUGCUCGUAGAUAGCUUUUUCAAAGUGCUAGCGCUAAUCUCUAACACUAUUUCCAAACAACCCUAUAAAUGAUUCCCAGAACCAUAUGUCCAUCGAGUUGUUCGAAAAUCUCAAAUCUUCCGCGUCUCAAAGAUUCAGGUUUUGCACACGGACAAUGACUAGUGGUACUCUAAGACAUAGCGGUGUCAAAC
Molecule: messenger RNA, 2970 nt
Organism: Cuscuta campestris
Lineage: Eukaryota; Viridiplantae; Streptophyta; Magnoliopsida; Solanales; Convolvulaceae
Source: the annotation of a GenBank genome assembly